This is a messenger RNA of Danaus chrysippus (African queen), 2313 nucleotides long. NCBI's taxonomy places the organism in Eukaryota, Metazoa, Arthropoda, Insecta, Lepidoptera, Nymphalidae. The record is from the annotation of a GenBank genome assembly.
AUGGGUAAUCAAGUUCAAAAUAAUCCACAAAUUAACAUAAAUAGUUGCAGCAUGAACACCAAUAAUUCAACUCAACCAACAAUAUCCAAUAUUGACAAUCAAAUUAAUAGAAACAAUAUGGCUGUUAACGAACAAUCCAAAUUUGUACAAGAACCAGUUAGAGGCAAGAAUAUUAUGGGACCUCCAACAAAUAUUUCCAAUAAUGAUUGCGCUAAAGUUAAUAUGGGUAACAACGAUAAACCAAAUCAUACUAUAUCAGUCAGUAAUCAACUAGGUUACAUGCAAAUGAAUCCACCGAAUGGUAAUAGAAUUAUCAAUCUUCCGGAAAGAAGCAGGUUAAAUAAUACAAACCUAGAAAAUAAUGUCAAUCAACAUGUACCACAGCAACAUAACAUUCGUGUUGUGACCAAUAACAACACAAAUAAUAUGUCUGGAAUUACAAAUGAUUCUAUGACAUACCAACAAAAAAGUGAAAGUAGCACCAUGAUAAAUGUGCCUUUCCAGGCUAUACCUAAUAGUGCCCCAAUGAAUAUCAAUGUCAAUUCCAGCAACAAUACCGUCAACAUAACAGUUCAAAACAAUUUGGUGGAUCCCAAGAUUGCGUCUAAAGCUGCAGCAGAUUUAAAUUUCCCAUUGCAAUCUACUGAUAAUAUGAUUUGCAUACCUGUCCAGAAUAACACCAUUAGCUUACCGACCCAAAACAGUUCAAGUAUUACACUACCCAAGGCACCGUCUACUCAACAAUCCGGUAUUCCAACCAAUGUCGUAAACCCUAUGUCAAUGCGGCCGAUGAAUAGAGUAUUACCUUUACAUCGUGACGGACAAAGUAAAUCUUCUAAAACUUCGGGAACUAAAACACCAACUGUUCCCAAACAAAGACCCGUAAACCAAGAUAUGCCAGAUCUCAACAUGAAAGAUGAAAACAUGGAUAGUGAUCUUGAAAAAGCUAUAGAGGAAUCUAAGAAAUUGAUGGAAUUAGAAAAGGCAAAACGAGAAAAGGAAGAAAGAGAUGCUGCGCGAGCUGUGAAGUUAUCUACUGAAAUACAACAAGCGAAUACUAGUUCCACAUCGUCGGCAGUUCUUGUUAACAGAAUCGAUACAGUAGUAAAUGUACCAAAAAUGACAUCUCUGCCCAGUUUAGAUGAAGAGAUGGAACAGGAGCCAGCAAAAGUCUUAACAGAAAAAGAUACAAACAAAACUGUCAUUCCAUCAAAACUGACGAAUGCUACUACUAAAGUAUUAAAAAGGCCUUUAGUUGACAAAAAGGCUGAUACUGAAGUAACGACUGCUACUAAGAAACAGAACAAGGUUUUGAAAGGUCAAGAAAAUAAGUUUUCUCAACCUAAACAAGUGCCAACACCACCUAAAGAUGACGGCCCAAAAUUGAUAUACGAAGUAUCUUCAGAAGACGGAUUUAAUUAUUCUUCGUCCUCACUAACCGACUUAUGGUCAAAAGUAAUUGACGCCGUGCAGAAUGCCCGGAAGCAAUCUGGCUUGCCUCUCAUUCAGUAUAAUCUACCAACGACCCUGUCUGGCGCACAUUUACUAGGAUUAAAUAAUAACGCCUUAAGAUACCUCAUUGAACAGCUGCCAGGAGCAAAUCGUUGCUCCAAAUACAAAAUACGUCAGGGUCGUCCUCUUAACAGCUGGGACAAUGACUUGGACCUCAGCGAAGGGUUCAAAGAAAGUCCCUGGGGCAGCGCAAGAACCGGCCCAGUUUCAAGGAAACAGAAUCACGAUAUGUUCAGCUGGAUGGCUUCCCCGUUCAGAGAAGAACCACCUCCUUUUGGUGGUCAAGAAGGAGAAAGUACCAUCUCAAGACGCUUAGCAACUCUUCCACCAGCGAUGAGAUUCAGGCAGUUAAAAGAAACAUCGAAGGCCUCCGUUGGCGUAUACAGAUCUCACAUUCACGGUCGCGGACUAUUCUGCAAGAGAGAUAUUGAAGAAGGCGAUAUGGUGAUUGAAUACGCUGGUGAAGUCAUCCGAGCCGUUUUGGCCGAUCAGCGUGAGAAGAAGUACGAGGCGAUGAGCGGCCGCCGCGGUGUGGGAGGCUGCUACAUGUUCCGUAUAGACGACAACCUGGUUGUAGACGCCACGCUCAAGGGAAACGCGGCCAGAUUCAUCAACCACUCGUGUGAUCCGAACUGCUACUCCCGCGUCGUAGAUAUCCACGGACAUAAACACAUCCUCAUCUUCGCUUUAAGACGCAUAACUAUUGGAGAAGAACUUACCUACGACUACAAGUUCCCGUUCGAAGAAGUCAAAAUCCCAUGUACAUGCGGCGCCAAGAAGUGUCGUAAAUAUCUAAAUUAA